Molecule: messenger RNA, 2649 nt
Organism: Phycodurus eques (leafy seadragon)
Lineage: Eukaryota; Metazoa; Chordata; Actinopteri; Syngnathiformes; Syngnathidae
Product: un-named hu7910
Exons: 26
Coding region: 189-2414 (741 amino acids)
Biological process (GO): peptidyl-aspartic acid hydroxylation
Cellular component (GO): membrane; endoplasmic reticulum
Molecular function (GO): protein binding; peptidyl-aspartic acid 3-dioxygenase activity
Source: RefSeq, a predicted model, not a curated record
AAUCAGAGUGACUCUUGCGCGUAGCGUCGCUGGUCUCCAAGCUAGCUCGCUAGCUCGUUAGCAGCGGCAGCAGCAGCUUCAUCUUCAUCCAUCGUCGCCACCAACGAACGAACAAAAAAAAAAAUCAACCAAAGUCGCCGUUAGCUGCCGCUCCCUCGAUAAAAGCCUUCUGGUGAAUUGACGACGCAAUGGCUCCGAAGAAAAGUCCUAAAACGCAUUCCCCGAAAGAGGCAAAGCCGCCGUCGUCGGGAAGCAAGAAGGCGGCGGGAGGCGACGCUGGCGCGGGCACGGGCGCCAAGUAUUCUGCGUUCACCUGGUUGGCCGUGCUGGCGCUGUUGGGCGUCUGGAGCUCGGUGGCCGUCGUCUACUUCGACAUCGUCGACUACGACAGCGUCAUCGCCAGAGCUCAGGAGUUUCGUAGCAACUUUUCCCAAGUUUUACAAGGGAAGCUGAGGGCCUACGACGCAGACGGCGACGGCGACUUUGACGCGGAGGAUGCCAAAGUCCUGCUCGGCCUGAAAGAAAAGACGAGCCGGGGGCGGGGGCGGGGCCAGCCGCCUGAAGACGGACCAGCUGAGUUGGCGCGCGCCCAAGAACCCGCCGAAGAGCGGUCGGCCUACCGACGAGCUGCACGGCCGCCGGGGGAGGAGUCGGCGGAGGAGCGUCCAGUUGCGAGCACGGCGGAGAACUCGCCAGCAAUGUCCGAAGCCGAGGAUGCGGACUCUGAAAUCCAAGCUGCCGUUCCGCUGCCUGCGUUCGUAGAAGACGACUUUGUAGCAGAUGAUCCUCGCGGCGACACGGAGCAUCUCGGCGGGGAGGACGCGGACGCCGUCGACACGAGCGGAGUCUUGGUGGAGGAGGCUUCGUCUCAGGAGACCGUCGUGGAAUCUGCAAAAGACUUGACGAGCUCCAAGUGGACACGAGAAGAUGGGCCGUCGGCGGAGGCGGAGGCGGAGCCGCGGUCCGAGCCAGUCGAAGCGCAGAGCGAGACCGCCGGAGAAAGCGGCGGCCCCCCCGCGGUGGACUCUGCGAAAGAUGAUGUGACAAACUCCAAGUCGACACAAGACGAAGAAGCGGCGAAGCGCACGGCCGCGGACGAGACCAAAGGCAAAGCCAAGAAGAAGAAAGCCAAACUGCUCAACGCGUCGGACAAAAGCAUCAAAGCGGAACUGGACGCUGCCGAGAAGCUGCGCAAGAAAGGGAAAGUGGAGGCGGCGCUGCGAGCCUUCGAGACCUUGGUCCAGCGGCACCCGGAGAGCCCCCGCGCUCACUACGGGAAGGCGCAGGCAGAGGACGACCUGGCCGAGAAGCAGCGCAGCAACGACAUGCUGCAGAAGGCCAUCGGCAGCUACGGAGACGCGGCGGAGCUUCCGGACGCCACGCCCGACCUGGUGAGGGCGGCCCUCAAGAGACGAGCCGAGCGCCAGCAGUUCCUGGGCCGCAUGCGGGGCGCCGUGGCCACGCUGGAGAGGCUGGUGCAGGUCUUUCCCGAAGACGUCGGUCUGAAGAACGACCUGGGCGUGGCCUACCUGUUGCUGGGCGACAACAAAGGUGCCAAGAAGGUCUACGAGGAGGUUCUGGCGGUCGCCCCCGGCGACGGCUUUGCCAAAGUUCACUACGGCUUCAUCUUGAAGUCGGAGAACAAGAUCGCAGAGAGCAUUCCGUUCCUGAAGGAGGGCCUGGAGUCCGGAGAGCCCGGCACCGAUGACGGACGUUUCUACUUCCACCUGGGCGACGCGCUGCAGAGAGUCGGCGACCAGAGCGCGUACCGCUGGUACCAGCUGGGCCACGAGCGAGGGCACUUUGCGUCCGUGUGGCAGAGGUCGCUCUACAACGUGGACGGGCUCAAGGCGCAGCCCUGGUGGACUCCGAACGAGACCGGAUACACCGAACUGGUCAAGGCGCUGGAGAAGAACUGGAAGACGAUCCGGGACGAGGCCCUGGCCGUGAUGGACCGAAACACGGGCCAGUUCGUACCCGAGGAGGAGAACCUGAGGGAGAAAGGAGAGUGGGGCCAGUACACGCUCUGGCAGCAAGGGAAGAAAUCCGCCACUUCCUGUCAGGCUGCCCCGAAGACCUGCUCGCUGCUGGAGAGAUUUCCUGAAGCCACCGGCUGCAAGCGAGGACAGAUUAAGUUGUCGGCGAUGCGGCCGGGCACGCACGUGUGGCCGCACACGGGCCCCACCAACUGCCGACUGAGGAUGCACCUCGGCCUCGUCGUUCCCAAACGCGGAUGCCGCAUCAGGUGCACGGACCAGACCAGGGAGUGGGAGGAGGGCAAAGUGUUGAUCUUCGACGACUCUUUCGAGCACGAAGUUUGGCAGGACGCCGACACGUUGCGCCUCAUCUUCAUCGUGGACGUGUGGCACCCGCAGCUGACGGCGUACCAGAGGCAGACGCUCAGCGCCAUCUAGAGCGCGACCUCCCGACCUGCUGCUGACUUCUACUACUGACUCGACCGCGCGCACGUCGGACCGACUGUGGUAUUCAAUGUUUGUCGAGUUUAUUUGAGCAAAACCUCAACUUGGACGUGACUUUUUCAUCCGGUGUUUUCCCACUAGCUCACUUUUUCCCUUCUCUUUUGUACAAUUACUGCAAACGUCAGAUGUUGUAAGAGACUCUAUUUUUAUUAAAAAUAACCCCAGAAAA